CAAAAAUAAAAUUGCGUACGAGAAUCGCGCUCCUUCAUCUUCUUCAUUAAUGGAAAACUAAUCUGUUUUUGUGCUUUUCGGUGUUGGGUUCGUUGUUACUGAAAGAGUUUGCAUUACUCCUUUAAAUUUUGAUCUUCUUUUUGGGGUUCCAGAAAAGGAAUAACGUUUAAAGAUGCUACAGUUGUUGUUCACGGUGAUAUUCGCAGAGAUGGCGGUGAUCAUCGUACUAUGCUUCAAGACACCGUUAAGGAAGCUGGUGUUAAUGGUUCUGGAUCGGGCCAAGAGGGGACGAGGUCCGGUCAUAGUGAAGACGGUGGGCGGAACAGUAUCCGUUGUGAUGUUGUCGUACAUAUUCAGCAUGAUGAUGCUCAAGAAACGCUGGAUCGUUGAUGGAAACGCUUCUCUAACGGACGAGAUUCUCAUGGCCAAAAACCUCCUCGAAACUACUCUCAUGGGGGGGUUGCUAUUCCUAUCUCUAAUUAUAGACAAAUUACACCAUUAUAUUAAAGAACUCCGUAUAAGAAGGAAGACCAUGGAGACUGCCAAGAAACAAGGUCAGGGAUUUGAAGAUGCAGGUGGGUCAGACAAAGUUACGGCCUUGGAGGAAGAAAUAGCCACUCUGAGGGCAAGGAUUAAGCAGCUUGAAUCUGACUAGAGCUUGUCACAUUCAGGUGGUAAGAAGAACGAAUACCUAAGGAAUUUGAGCACCUCUUGCGAAUGUGUUUUUGCUGCUUCAUUAGCGUUUUUCCAAUAAAGUUCUUCAGGAGUUCUGUAAUGGAUUUGACGUUUGCAGUUUAGUUCUUGAAUUUUGUCAAACGGAGAAAGAUCCAAAGAAAAAAAAAAUACACACACAUACAUAUAUAUAUUUGAGAAAUUAGCCUCUCUUUGUCAUUUCAGCUUCAUGUUUUUAUUAUUGAGAAUCUAUCUGUUCAAUGAAUCAAUGGAUGAGUUUUGAUCUUUGAUAUAUUUUAGAACAUUGUAAUAGUUUGAAUGCUAGAAUAAGAACUUUAUAUUACCCAA
Molecule: messenger RNA, 1020 nt
Organism: Gossypium raimondii (Peruvian cotton)
Lineage: Eukaryota; Viridiplantae; Streptophyta; Magnoliopsida; Malvales; Malvaceae
Exons: 2
Coding region: 173-655 (160 amino acids)
Biological process (GO): intracellular protein transport; endoplasmic reticulum to Golgi vesicle-mediated transport
Cellular component (GO): endoplasmic reticulum membrane; endoplasmic reticulum
Source: RefSeq, a predicted model, not a curated record